This is a messenger RNA of Sabethes cyaneus, 1810 nucleotides long. RefSeq names its product DNA damage-regulated autophagy modulator protein 1. The transcript is spliced from 5 exons. Bases 321 to 1103 code for a protein of 260 amino acids. Lineage: Eukaryota; Metazoa; Arthropoda; Insecta; Diptera; Culicidae. The record is from RefSeq and is a predicted model, not a curated record.
CAAAAGUGCCGAAGUCGCGGAUUCACACAAUAUAAUCUUAUUUGCUAUUUACAAUAGUCUCGAAUAUGAUGCAAUUAGUCAUCUAAUACUUUGCGAUCCUCUCGAAAUGCGUUCUCCAGCCGCACUGUGGACAAUUUGUGGUGAUUAAUCUGCGAAUAUUCAAGUGCACCAGAAAGAGUGUGUGAUAAAAAGCAUCGAAGUUGGAGCCAGUGAUUAUUGUUUUCUUUUUUCUUGCCCACCCCCUCUUCGAAUAAAAUUACGUUUGUAUAUUAUUUCGUUUAAGUUCUUAUUUAAGCCGGUUAUUUAAAUAAAAUCGAGGGAUGUCUAAGCUUUAUUUGCUCCCGAUCACGGUGUUUCUGCUGUUUAAUUUUACGUUCAUCGGAACGUACAUUGCUGCUGUGCUACAAGGACAUGUAGUGCCAACGGUGCCGUACAUUUCGGAUGCAGCAACGUACUCGCCGGAAAGCUGCGUCUUUGGACAGCUGAUAAGCGUUGGCUGUGUUCUACUGGGAAUCACCAUCUACGUGCGCUAUCGACAGAUUCAAGAAAUUGGCCUUCGUCAUGCCGAUGUUCAGCCGGUUCUGAACCGGUUGAACGGUCGCGCCUUUUGGGUCGGAAUGGGUUCCUGUUUGGGGGUCAGCAUGGUCGGAAACUUUCAGGAAACCAACGUACGGCUAGUGCACUACUUUGGGGCAUUUUUGGCUUUCGGUUUGGGUACGGUUUACUAUUGGAUGCAGGCUUAUAUUUCCUAUCAUCUUCAACCGUACAUUGGAUCAAUGCUGAAGGCUCACAUUCGGCUUGCCAUCGCAGUGAUAUGCACCGUUUUUUUCAUCAUCGUUUCCGUCACCGGAAUCAUUUCACAUAUCCUAUUCAACGGUACUGAUCCUCGCAAGUGGUACCCAUCGGAUGGUGGAUGGGAAUAUCAUGUGGCCAGCUCGAUUUCCGAGUGGAUUGUUGCAACCGCUUUCUGCUUCUAUAUUCUAACUUUCACCGAUGAGUUUCGAAUGAUGCAGCUGGAACAUCCUCCGCUAAUUUUCAUCGAAGUGGAAGGUAACCAGUAUUAUGAACCGGUGAUAAACGAGCCGGUCAGCACCGUCUCGUGAUGUGAUUCGCGUAGCCCGCCAAACAACCCGUCACCCAUAUCAUCAGCAGUCCUCGUGAAAAUUCCCCCCUGGAAGCUUCCAUCACAGCCACCGGCCUGUACCGUACGUAAAGUAAAGCGAUCGCAAAGUCUACCAAACCUCCACCCACUGAAGCGACACAGCAGAAUCGAACGACAGCAGCACUGCCGACCAUUGCACAGCCACCCAAUCUGCGACGGUUACAAUUGCAUCAUCAGCAUCAAAAACUCCUUCCACAGUCGACGGAGUCGGAACGGGCCUUCCAGCAGUCCAGUAGUCGCCGCUGCUACCGCCGCCGAUGGCGGUGAUCUGUUCCAGCAGGAACUGGAACUGCUGGACGGUUUAGUUGAGCCGUUCGAUCUGUGCUCUUCCGAGCUGGAACUGUACGAGCUGGUCCGCGAAAAGCUGGACCCCCGCAAGAUCGCUUCGCUCUCGAUGUCGCUGAUGUUGGUCGCCCUGCUGGAGGCUCUGCACACGUUGACCGUUUUCUUUAGCGACAGCUUCAAUCGGCACAGCUAUCUCUAAGCCCGUUUGCUUUAGUUUUCUCUCUUUCUCAUGUAGGUUUAGGUAUAAUUAAUUCAUUUAUCAUCAAAAAAUUUGUGCAGAAUUCGUUUUUGUCAGAAAAAAAAACGAAUUACUGCAAUAAUUUUUUUUAAUUAAGACUGGGUUUACCUAUGAUAAAUUGUUUC